Protopolystoma xenopodis is the source of this 588-nucleotide messenger RNA. The record is from the annotation of a GenBank genome assembly. Lineage: Eukaryota; Metazoa; Platyhelminthes; Monogenea; Polystomatidea; Polystomatidae.
AUGAAAUUGAAUUUUAUCUUGUUAGCCUGCUGUGAAUUAUUGCUUCCGGUAUGCCCUUGUUUCCUCCUAUGCAUAACCUUGGCUUCAGGUGGCUUCGUUUGUGCUCCUACUCUAUCUUCCCCUGUGAAUCAUACUGAGACGGCUGGAGGCGCCAGCCCAGAACAUUCCAACCAUGCCUCCAACCAGAUUGGCCUGACCGAAACACGGAGAUCCCGACCAACUGGCACGGUUCCCGAGGCUAUGCCUUCAUCUAAUGCUGUAGGCAAGACCGCUGUUAUCCUAUCAGAUGCCCGAAUGCCAAUGAUCAACCGCCCCUCUCUUAGUUCUAUCCCAACUUCAUUUGCCACCACAGCCAACUCCUCCACAAUGGCGACAUUUACAUGUGGAAAUCUUGGUGAUUCACAGGACUUAAGGUGUUUGCUUUCGAACGGUCCCGCACUUCCGCAUCCCAAGCCAGAUGAACCGCAUCUAGGCAUGCCACAGGCAGCUUGGGAACAGCUGACCUCGAGUGGAUUUAAUGGGCCGAAUUACGAGCCAAUUCCGCCAUCCAUAGGAUAUGAUACCACAAAUGCAGGUAAUUCAAAUUAA